AGAACAUCGAAUUUCUUCCUCCAGCUCGUUCUUGGUGGUAUUCUCCACGGUCGCCAACUCCCCUCGGUCUUCUUUCUUUCACUCCUCCCUAUUUUUACCUUCGAUCUAGCUGUUACUUCGAUAUUUUAUUGAACAGCUGGGAUUGAAGCCGCCCACCAUGACGCUCUUCAUCCUCUCCGAAACCAGCGCGGGUUAUGCCCUGCUUAAGGCCAAGGACAAGAAGCUCCUCAAGAGGGAGGAUCUGGCUACUGAGGCUGCCACUGCUGAGGGUGUCUCGAGCUUGUUGAAGCUCAAGAGCUUCCAGAAGUUCGACAGCGCCGCUACUGCCCUGGAGGAAGUCGCCUCUCUCGUUGAAGGCAAGGUUUCUCCUCGUCUGGCCAGUCUUCUCGAUGAGAUCAAGGACGAGAAGAAGGCCUCCUUGGCUGUUGCCGACCCCAAGCUCGGUGUCGCUAUCAGCAAGGUUCCCGGUCUUUCUCUUCAAUUAAUUGCCGAUUCCAGCACUGCCGAUGUCUACCGUGCUAUUCGUGAACAUCUGCCCACGUUAAUUCCCGGCCUGCUUCCCCAGGAUAUGUCGACUAUGUCGCUGGGUCUGUCUCACUCUCUUGCCAGACACAAGCUCAAGUUCUCGCCUGAUAAAAUCGAUACUAUGAUUGUACAAGCCAUUGGGCUUCUGGAUGAUUUGGACAAGGAGUUGAACAACUAUGCCAUGCGUGUGAAGGAGUGGUACGGCUGGCAUUUCCCCGAAUUGGCCAAGAUCCUCAACGACAACCUCGCUUAUGCCAAGCUCGUCCUGAAGAUGGGCAUGCGAUCUAACUGGGAGUCUUCCGACCUCGCCGAGAUCCUUCCCGAGGAAAUUGAGGGCGCCGUCAAGACCGCCGCCGACCGCUCCAUGGGUACCGAGAUCAGCGAGCAAGAUCUCGAGAACAUCCAGGCGCUGGCGGAGCAGGUUGUUGGUUUCACGGAGUACCGUCAGCAGCUCAGCGGCUACCUGACUUCCCGUAUGAAUGCCAUUGCCCCCAACUUGACUGCCCUGGUGGGUGAACUGGUUGGCGCCCGUCUGAUUGCCCACGCCGGUAGCUUGACCAACCUGUCCAAGAGCCCCGCCAGUACCAUCCAGAUCCUUGGUGCUGAGAAGGCCCUGUUCCGCGCCUUGAAGACCAAGCACGACACCCCCAAGUACGGUCUCAUCUACCAUGCUUCCCUCAUCGGCCAGGCCAGUGGCCGCAACAAGGGCAAGAUGGCCCGUGUGCUUGCCGCCAAGGCCUCUCUCGGUAUCCGUGUGGAUUCCCUCGCCGAGUGGGAGGAUGAUGUUACGGAAGAAGAGAAGGCUGCGCUUGGUACCGAGGCGCGCUUCAACCUUGAGCGGAAACUCGCCGCUAUGGAAGGCAAGGCGCUCAAGCCCCGCGGUGUCGUCAUCGCCCCCAACGGCGCGGCUUCCCAGCCCAAGAAGUUCGAGAUCAACGAGGCCCGGAAAUACAACGCUGACGCUGAUGCUCUCACCGGCGAUGAGCCUCCUGCCGCUCAGAAGGACAAGAAGCUUGUGCAGGAGGUCGACGACGAGGAGAUGGCCGAUGCUGACUCGGACGAGUCUUCUGACGAAUCGGAUGAUGAACCCAGCAAGAAAUCCAAGAAGGGCAAGUCCGAUUUGGAGAAGUUGGCCGAGAAGGCCGGCCUCAGCGUCAAGCGGUACCAGCGCAAGCUCGAGCGCGGCGAGAUCGAAUUCGGCGCGGAUGGCACGCCCAGCUCGAUCAGCAAGAAGGACUUGAAGAAGGCCAAGAAGGAAUCGAAGAAGUCCUCCAAGACCGACGAGAAGAAGCGCAAGCGCAGUGACGACGGGGAGGCGGUCGACAAGUCGGAGAAGAAGAAGAAGAAGAAGGGGAAGGACUAAAUGUGGAAGACGCACGAAAAAGGUAAAAAGUUAUACUGAUCUGAUCUGACGGAUGGUUUCAAGUUCUGUAUGAUAUCACAGAUUUUGUGGGUUGAAUUUUCUUGUCAUUUCUUUUGAGCUCUAUCAAUGUUUGGGCGGCAUUUCACAG
Molecule: messenger RNA, 2036 nt
Organism: Aspergillus campestris IBT 28561
Lineage: Eukaryota; Fungi; Ascomycota; Eurotiomycetes; Eurotiales; Aspergillaceae
Gene: nop58
Product: RNA-processing protein NOP58
Exons: 3
Coding region: 158-1888 (576 amino acids)
Cellular component (GO): small-subunit processome; box C/D methylation guide snoRNP complex
Molecular function (GO): snoRNA binding
Source: RefSeq, a predicted model, not a curated record